GCCGCAGGCCGGGGCCGGGACGCAGCUGGGGAGUCAGGGACGCGCGCAGCCAGCCCUUCCCCCUCCGGCUCCCGCACCGCCGGCCGCCUCCCCUCGCCCUCCUCCUCUCCCCUCCCUGCUCCUUCGCUUCUCCUCCUCCUCCUCCUCUCCCAGCCCAGGCUGCCAGCACCAUGUCCGCAGGGGGAGAUUUUGGGAACCCACUGAGAAAAUUCAAGUUGGUGUUCUUGGGGGAGCAGAGUGUCGGGAAGACGUCUCUGAUCACGCGGUUCAUGUAUGAUAGCUUCGACAACACGUACCAGGCAACCAUUGGGAUCGACUUCUUGUCAAAAACCAUGUACUUGGAGGAUCGUACGGUGCGACUGCAGCUCUGGGACACAGCCGGCCAGGAGAGGUUCCGCAGCCUGAUCCCCAGCUACAUCCGGGACUCCACGGUGGCCGUGGUGGUGUACGACAUCACAAAUCUCAACUCCUUCCAACAGACCUCUAAGUGGAUCGAUGAUGUCAGAACAGAAAGAGGCAGCGACGUCAUCAUCAUGCUGGUGGGCAACAAGACGGACCUGGCCGACAAGAGGCAGAUAACCAUCGAGGAGGGGGAGCAGCGCGCCAAAGAACUGAGCGUCAUGUUCAUCGAGACCAGCGCGAAGACCGGCUACAACGUGAAGCAGCUCUUCCGACGCGUGGCCUCGGCGCUGCCUGGAAUGGAGAACGUCCAGGAGAAAAGCAAAGAAGGCAUGAUCGACAUCAAGCUGGACAAACCCCAGGAGCCUCCGGCCAGCGAGGGUGGCUGCUCCUGCUAAUGCAGCCUGACCGCAGGCUUCCUCUGACACUACUCGCUUGUUGUGUUGCUUCCUAUUGGUUAGCUUCCUAAGGGGGGUGGGAGAUGAGCUUAU
Molecule: messenger RNA, 890 nt
Organism: Mesoplodon densirostris (Blainville's beaked whale)
Lineage: Eukaryota; Metazoa; Chordata; Mammalia; Artiodactyla; Ziphiidae
Gene: RAB6B
Product: RAB6B, member RAS oncogene family
Exons: 8
Coding region: 171-797 (208 amino acids)
Molecular function (GO): GTPase activity; GTP binding
Source: RefSeq, a predicted model, not a curated record